Molecule: messenger RNA, 1011 nt
Organism: Salpingoeca rosetta
Lineage: Eukaryota; Choanoflagellata; Craspedida; Salpingoecidae
Product: esterase
Exons: 2
Coding region: 1-750 (249 amino acids)
Molecular function (GO): epoxide hydrolase activity
Source: RefSeq, a predicted model, not a curated record
AUGACAGCCAUUUUGAGCGCGAAACGGGCUGUGGUGCUUGUACACGGCGCAUGGUAUGGCGGGUGGUGCUGGCGAGAUGUGGCACAGCGCCUCCAUGUGCUGGGACACCACCGCGUCUUCACCCCGUGCUUGACAGGAUUGGGCAGCAGAUCCCACCUCCUGGACCGCAACACGACCCUGAACACGCACAUUUCCGACGUCUGCAACCUGAUUGAGACGGAGGAGCUGCGAGACAUCACCUUGGUGGGCCACAGCUACGGCGGCAUGGUGGUGACGGCAGUGGCGGAUCGCCUGGCCAGCCGCAUCUCGAAUCUCUUCUUCCUCGACGCAUACACCCCUGACUCCGGCCAGUCUGCGCUCACCAUCCGCAGCGCCACGACCGCAGCCUCAGACCAGGUCGUGCAGCUUGCCAUCCCGGCAGAGGGCGAGGGCGGCACGAUUCCACCCACAUCUGCCGAGCACCAUGGCCUGCGCGGGCCCAUCUUGGACUGGGCGAACCGCCACCUCAGGCCGAUGCCGCUCAAGUGCUUCCAGCAGCCCGUGCAGCUCGAUGGGCGGUGGCUGGACGUGCCAAACAAGGUCUAUCUGCGUGCGUCUGGAUUUCCCGCGUUCUACUUUGACAGGUACCAUGACAAGUGGUCCAACAGUAGCGACUGGACGGCCAUGAAGUUUGAUGUGCCGCACAACCACAUGAUGAUGGAUCCAGACUGGUUCGUCAACAUUCUCACCAAGACCCGCUGUCUUGAGUGAGAGGAAGUGGCUGUGUCUGUGUGUGUGUGUGUGUGUGAGUGUGUGUGUGUGUGUGUGCAUGUGUGUGUAUGCGUGUGUGUGUUUUUAUGAAUCGUGUGCACGGGCGCGCUACCUGCUACUCUUCCCUCUCGCCGUUGCUUGCUUGCCCCAUGUUACCCUUAGUCCUGGUGUACUGCUCAACGUGACUGUGGUGCACAGCGCAUCGCGCAAACGUGCAACACCACACGCAUGCAGUUUGAAGCGUAACGAUAUAACCUGGCC